Molecule: messenger RNA, 264 nt
Organism: Psammomys obesus (fat sand rat)
Lineage: Eukaryota; Metazoa; Chordata; Mammalia; Rodentia; Muridae
Product: beta-defensin 109-like
Exons: 2
Coding region: 1-264 (87 amino acids)
Biological process (GO): cell chemotaxis; defense response to bacterium
Molecular function (GO): CCR6 chemokine receptor binding; chemoattractant activity
Source: RefSeq, a predicted model, not a curated record
AUGAGGCUCUAUCUACUUCUCUAUACUCUACUCUUCCUCUUGACCCUCUUACCUCCAGUUAGAAGCGGCUUAGCUGCGGCUGACAUGACCUGCGUGGGUCUGGAGGGCAUCUGUAGAAGAGACGUUUGCAAACUGAUAGAAGAUGAAAUCGGUGGUUGCCGGAGAAGAUGGAAAUGUUGCAGGCCAUGGUGGAUUCUCCUGCCGAUCCCAACUCCGGUUAUCUUUUCAGACUAUCAAGACCCCAUCAAGAGCAAGAUGAAAUAA